This is a messenger RNA of Gossypium raimondii (Peruvian cotton), 1809 nucleotides long. RefSeq names its product protein PIN-LIKES 3. Gene Ontology annotation, biological process: endoplasmic reticulum to cytosol auxin transport. The transcript has 11 exons. Gene Ontology annotation, cellular component: membrane. The record is from RefSeq and is a predicted model, not a curated record. Lineage: Eukaryota; Viridiplantae; Streptophyta; Magnoliopsida; Malvales; Malvaceae. The coding region runs from base 442 to 1695 and encodes 417 amino acids.
CAGGCUUACCAGCUCCUCUGCCAGAUCUCCCAAUCCCCCUUUAUAACUAGUAUUGUCACAACCCUCCCUCAUCUCCAUUACAAAACCCUCCACUAUUCUAUUAACCCAUCCACCUCCCAUUAUCAUCCAACCUUAGAUCUUUCCCAACCAUUCCUUUGACCCGAAAGACGAGAGAAGGAGAACAUCCGGUUUAGCAGGACUUAUCAUCUCAGUCUCCAUCGGCGUCGGAUAAGUUGCAGCGGCGGCGGAGGCUGCUUCAAGAAUGCAAAUGAAGCUUCUGCUAUGAUAUGAAAGGAAAGUGAUAAUUAAAAAGAACAACACUUGAUAAAAAAAAAAGGAGUGGGGCCAGUGAUAGUCCAAAGCAUUAAUUAAGGGCCACCUAGGGCCUCCAUCUACUUGGGUGGAAUAAUCAAGUUGAAGUUCAGGUGUGAGUAUAGGCUAAUGGGAUUCCUUGAUCUACUCCUUGUGGCACUGAUUCCGGUUAUAAAAGUGCUUUUCAUUACCGGAGUUGGCUUGUUUCUUGCUUUAGAUCGUGUCAAUCUGUUGGGACCAGACGCCAGAAACCAUUUGAACAAAAUCGUGUUCUAUGUGUUUGGCCCUGCACUUGUGGCAACCAACUUGGCUCAAACCACAACCUAUGAAAGCUUAGUGACAUUGUGGUUCAUGCCGGUGAAUAUUUUGCUCACAUUCAUGAUUGGGUCAGCACUUGCUUGGCUUCUUAUAAAAAUCACUAGAACUCCUAAACACCUCCAAGGCAUGGUCAUCGGUUGUUGUUCUGCUGGGAAUUUGGGAAAUUUGCCACUCAUUAUAGUUCCAUCAGUCUGUGAGGAAUCAAAUAAUCCAUUUGGAGAAUCAUCCACUUGUUUUUCAAAUGCCCAGGCCUAUGCUUCACUGUCUAUGGCGACAGGAGCCAUCUUUAUAUGGUCAUAUGUGUAUGGCAUUAUGCGUUCAUACGCAAACAACUACAAGGAAGCUGGGUUAACCAUCAACAUCAACUCUUCUCAAAAGAAUUCCAACUCGGAAUCAGAUUUGGAAACUUGCCGAGAACCUUUACUACCAUCAAAGGAUUGGGUUGCUGCUUCAGAUGAAUAUUCAGUACAACAACAGCCUCACGGCAAUUUUGAAACACAAGAAAAGAGUUCAGCUUUGAGGAAGAGAUUUCAAUGCAUAACUAUGACCAUGAAGAAGAUUAACCUGAAGGAAGUGUUUGCACCAUCAGCAAUUGCAGGAAUGGUUGGAUUUUUCAUCGGGACAGUCUCACCAAUCCGACAAACACUAAUUGGUGCCGAUGCUCCUCUUCGUGUUAUCGAGAAUUCUAUAAAUUUGCUUGGGGACCCAACAGUUGCAUGUAUGACCUUGCUGGUGGGAGCAAAUCUUCUAAAAGGUUUAACAAGAUCAGAUAUUCGUCCUUCAAUCAUUAUAGGGAUAAUAGCUGUGAGGAACGUAUUCAUGCCUCUCUUGGGCAUUGGCGUUGUUAAAGCUGCACAGCAUUUGGGCUUGGUUGGAACAGACGCCUUGUUCCAGUUUGUUCUAAUGCUUCAGUAUGCCCUUCCGCCUGCCAUGGCUGUAGGCACAAUGACACAGCUAUUUCAGAUGGGUCAAAGUGAAAGUUCAAUAAUAAUGCUAUGGACAUAUGUUGUAGCAGCAUUCUCCCUCACCCUUUGGUCAACGGUUUUCAUGUGGCUCUUAUUUUGAUUUGGGAUUGGAAAUUGGUUCACAUAUACAUUCUCGAUUGACGCAUUUAAUAUUUUACUCUCUUCCUACCAUCUCCUAUAGAUAGAUUUAUUUUGAAAUGGAGUAUUUAUCAAA